This is a messenger RNA of Sitophilus oryzae (rice weevil), 1755 nucleotides long. Its product is annotated as retinal dehydrogenase 2. Bases 238 to 1701 code for a protein of 487 amino acids. The transcript is spliced from 12 exons. NCBI's taxonomy places the organism in Eukaryota, Metazoa, Arthropoda, Insecta, Coleoptera, Curculionidae. The record is from RefSeq and is a predicted model, not a curated record. Gene Ontology annotation, molecular function: aldehyde dehydrogenase (NAD+) activity.
AUCCAUAACCUAAGAUAAAAAAGAGUUAUCUAAAGGUGGCUUGUAAACAUUGUAAUGCAAAUAAUUUAAGUUAUUUUGGUCACGCACAGCAGAUAAUAAGCUCUCAAUCAUCUAUAAAUUUUGAUGGUCUAAAAAUAUUCACUCAGUAAACAAAAGGUUUCAGCAGGAUACAGACAAAAGUGUUUUACUUUUAGCAGUUUUUUUUCUGUGUGUUAUCCAAAGGUGUUAUCGUAAAAUAUGGCAGCUGUAGAUAUUAAAUAUACGAAGCUGUUCAUCAACAAUCAGUUUGUCGACUCAGUCAGCAAAAAAACCUUUCCAACGGUGAAUCCAGCAAAUGGAGAGAAAAUUGCUGACGUAGCUGAAGCUCAGAAGGAAGAUGUUGAUAUUGCUGUGGCAGCAGCUAAAAAAGCCUUUGCUAGAAACUCACCAUGGAGAAAUUUGGACGCUUCACAAAGAGGAAAACUUAUAAAUAAAUUUGCUGAUCUCUUGCAAAGAGACUCUGAAUACCUGGCAAAGUUAGAAACUCUGAAUUCUGGCAAGCCUGUUCAAGCUGUUAUAGGCGAGCUAGAAGUAUACGCGAAUAUCCUGAGAUACUACGCAGGAUACUGUGAUAAAAUCCAUGGCAACACUGUACCAGUUGAUGGUAAUGGUUUUGCGUUGACCAAAAAAGAACCAGUAGGCGUAGUGGCCCAAAUAAUUCCCUGGAACUACCCAAUAGGAAUGGCUAUUUGGAAACUAGGCCCUGCUCUAUGUUCUGGAUGUACCCUAAUUUUAAAACCUGCAGAGCAAACGCCUUUGACAGCACUAGUGCUAGGUGCCUUAACUAAAGAAGCUGGAUUUCCUGAUGGGGUGGUGAAUAUUCUUCCUGGAUAUGGACCUAUUGCAGGAGAGGCACUGUGUCUACAUUUGGAUGUCAGGAAAGUCGCAUUUACUGGUUCGACUGAUAUUGGUCAUAAGAUAUUGGAGUACUCAGCCCAUUCAAACCUUAAAAGAGUGUCUUUAGAGCUUGGAGGAAAAAGUCCAUUGGUUAUAUUUGACGAUGCAGAUAUCGAUGAAGCUGUUGGUAUUGCCCACGCUGCCAUUUUUGAAAAUCACGGACAAAAUUGUUGUGCUGGCUCGAGAACUUUUGUCCAAUCAGGAAUAUACGAGAAUUUUGUGAAAAAGGCUACAGAAAAAGCCAAAGCACGCAAAGUGGGAAAUCCUUUUGAUAAAGAUGUUCUUCAAGGACCCCAGAUUGACAAGCCAUCUUUGGACAAAAUACUGAGGCUGGUUGAAACAGGCAAACAGCAAGGAGCUAAACUGGAAACAGGUGGUUCUAGAAUCGGUACCAGUGGAUACUUUGUGGAACCAACUGUUUUUUCAAACGUCAAAGAUGAAAUGACAAUAGCCACAGAUGAGAUUUUUGGACCUGUUCAAUCUAUAUUGAAGUUCGACACUCUAGAUGAAGUGAUUGAAAGAGCUAACAACACUCCAUAUGGUCUAGCAGCUGGUGUGAUCACUAAAAACAUCAACAACGCUCUAGUGUUUGCCAAUGCUGUAGAAGCAGGCUCUGUUUGGAUAAAUUGCUAUGAUUAUAUUACGCCUCAAACUCCAUUCGGUGGAUAUAAAAAGUCUGGAUUCGGAAAGGAUUUGGGUCCGGAUUCUCUCGAUGAUUACUUGGAAACAAAGUCUAUUAACAUCCUUUUGCCUGUAAAAGUUUGAAUUAUUUUUGUGUAUUUUAUAUUCGUUUAUAAUUAUUAAACCAUAAGAUAUCUA